This is a messenger RNA of Drosophila rhopaloa, 3257 nucleotides long. It is a transcript of the gene vimar, whose product is annotated as rap1 GTPase-GDP dissociation stimulator 1. Gene Ontology annotation, molecular function: protein binding; guanyl-nucleotide exchange factor activity. The record is from RefSeq and is a predicted model, not a curated record. Gene Ontology annotation, cellular component: cytosol. Gene Ontology annotation, biological process: positive regulation of GTPase activity. The coding region runs from base 99 to 2003 and encodes 634 amino acids. Lineage: Eukaryota; Metazoa; Arthropoda; Insecta; Diptera; Drosophilidae. The transcript has 4 exons.
AACAAGUGAUACAACGUGCCUAAAACGCGACCGUAGAACAAAAAAAAAGUGACGGAGCGGAAGAAGUAGCAGCGAAACAAUCAACAAAGGCGGCAAACAUGGCGACUGAAAUCGACGAGCUCAUCGAGAAGCUGAAGACGACCAGCGUCAGUCCGGCAAACACGACGAACCUGCUCUGCGAGAUCUCGGCCACCAAGGAUCCCAAGCUGUUCGACAAGCACGAGCUUGCGGACUGUUUCCUGGGCCUCACCAAGUGCGAUGACACGAAUGUGCGCAAGGAGGCGGCCAAAUGCAUUGCGGAGAUCACCAAGUCGGAGGUGCAGCGCAAGAAGUUCACCAAGCGGGACAUAAUAGCCGCUUUUCUCGAGUGCUUGCGCCAUGUGCCCACGCCCGAUGGCAGCAUGGAGCUGCCCAUUCAGAUUUGUCGGGCUCUGGGGAACAUCUGCUACUUGAACGACGAGGCCAGGGAUCUGAUUUUGGAGCUGGAGGGCGAUGCUGUUCUGCUGCGUCUGCUUGACAUCGCCAGCAUCGAGGACGUGGCCAAUGCGGCGCAGUUCAUCAAGGUUCGGGGUGGUCUGCUGUCCAACUAUCUGCUCGGCGGCGAGGGCCUGGCCAAGCGGGCCAUGGAGCUGGGCGUGAUGAAGAAGCUACAGAGCAUCAUCGACACCGGCACCUCCAAUGUGGAACAACACGAGGAUCUGCUGCUGAACACGCUGCCUCUGCUAAGCAUACUCACCGAGAACGUGGCGGAUCUUAACUUUGACUCUUCCCUGAACAUCGCACUGUCGCGCAUCCUAGCCGCUUCCACAAACCCCGAUCUUGCCGAGAUGUGCCUGGAGCUGCUCCACUACCAGGCCGAAAGCGACGAGGUCAAGCUGAUUCUGGCCAAGGACGGCCUGUGCGAAACCAUUUACAACCUGCUGGAGAAGUACAAAACCCUGGCCAGCACAAGUGAGGCCAGGGCGCUAAUGAAGCUCGCCUGCGAGCUCAUCGUAUUAAUCCUCACGGGUGAUGACUCAAUGCACUAUCUUUACACAACACCACUGCUGAAGAACAUGGUCGACUGGCUGGACUCGUCGGACAUCGAUCUGCUGACCACCGGAGUGCUGGCCCUGGGCAACUUUGCGCGCACCGAUAGUCACUGCAUCUACUUUGUGGAGCAGCAGACCAUGAACAAGCUGCUCGAAGUUUUGGCCAAGAACAACGGCGUCAGGGACGACGUGCGUCUGCAGCACGCUCUCCUCUCCGCGCUGCGCAACCUGGUAAUCCCGAAGCCGAACAAGAACGCGGUGAUCCAGGCGGGCCUGGUGCAGACCAUUCUGCCGAUGCUAGAGAUCCAUCAGCCACCCGUUGUCUUCAAGCUACUGGGCACGCUUCGCAUGACCGUCGAUGGACAGGAGAAACUCGCUCUGGAGCUGCUGAAGAACAAGACGUUGAUCGAGCAGCUGGUGCACUGGAGCAAAUCGUCGGACUAUGCGGGCGUCACCGGGGAGUCUCUGCGCCUCAUGGCCUGGCUAAUUAAGCACGCCUACCUUACCAAGAUCGCCUACGCCCUUCCGCGCAAGGGAGAUGCACCCGCCGAGCAGAUUGCCGACAGGAUUCCGCUUACCCAGGACUACGAUCGCAGCAGUUUGAGCGAGUUCCUCGCCAACGAGGGCACCGUGGAGGCCAUGGUCAGCAUGCUCACUGCCCAGCACCUGGUGAUGCAGAACGAAGCGCUGAUCGCUCUGUGCAUCCUAUCCGUGGUCUACCUGUCCCAGGCGAACGAGGCUGCGCAGGCUCAGCGGCUGCAGGACGAGCUGGUCAAGUGCGAGGUGGGCAAAAAGCUGGCUGAGCUCAUCAGCAAGUCGUCGGACACCAUGACCAAGGAGAUAGUCGAGAACCUGCAGAACUGCGUGAACCUGCUUAAGUCUUCCGAGCAGCUGGUGGCGCAUCUGGACCAGCACAACAUCAACGAGCUGCUGAAGUCUAUUCCCAUUCUCACCGAGUACUGCACCUUGUAAGGGAAACGGGGGCGUGUCAUUGCAUUUAUCCCAGCACCGCAGGAUGCCUCACAGUAGGAUGGGUCGAUUUGUACGGUUGCAAAUUAACAUAAAUAUACUUAGGGGCGAACAAUUAUCUUUGGACAAUGCUUUGCUAUUUUUCUUUACCUAUUCCCCUAAAAGAAAAGAAAGGUAGCUUUUCGAAAAUAAUUUGUAUGGUUCAUAAACAUAAUGUUUGUUUUAUCGACUAGAACAAUUUUUAUUGAAUUGUAAAAAUAACAAGUUUAUGGAGUUUUAGAACUGAUGUUAUACCACAGUAUCAGCCAAAGAUAACCUUUUGCUCCUUUUAUUCCAUGUUCUUUUUAAAAAUCAGCCCACCCACACACUCAAAACCGAAAAUUGUAGUUUUCACCUUAGAGCAACGAUCCAGAUGUAGACUUGACUGUAGUUUGGUAAGAUGUAAGUGCAGUUGCAGAACUUAAGCACACUUAAACACGCGAACACGAGAAGAGCGGAAUGUAUUUUUUAGACGCAAGCGUAUUUUGACUGCAUUUAUGAGAGAAAUCCGAUAGAGAGAGGGAGGAGGAUACAAAUCGUAUAAAUAUUUAUAAUAUACAUAACAUAUACGUAUAAAUAUAAUAUUAAUAAUAAUUUAGCAUAUUAAUCUUUUCUGUUACAUGAUUUUUAAGAGCACAAUAACAACAAAUCGUGGUGAUAUCGCUAAAUAUAUUUAAUAAAUGUAUUUUAUGUAUUGUACUUAUAAUUUUUAUUCAAAUCCUUUUAAACAAACCGUUGCUGGCACACACCAAAAACGAAAAGAUAACAAAUCAUUUAAGCGCACAAUGUAAUUUAGGUAUUUUAAUUGGUGCACAGACACACAUUGCAAACACCAUCUAUUUAUUGUAAAACUCAGCGAAGUUAUCCAAUGCAUUUUUAAGCUAACUUUUAAACAUUAACAAAACUGCAACUCAGUAACAAUCAGCAAUCCGAAAAUAGUUGAAACUCAAUAAUGAAAGUAUGCAAAUUUUACAAAGCGUAGUCGUAGAGUACUACCAAUUUUACCAAUUAUUAAAUACGAUGUACUAAACCGUUUGGUCACCAAAAACUAUAAAUUAAAAGAGCACAAUUCAAGAGAAAUGGUGUUAAUAUAUAAAGCGUUGAAACACCCACAUACACACGUUCACCAGAAAACAUACAUAUUUAUGAAUUCUAAACACAAUAAUGUACAUUUAAUAAUUCAAAUAAAAUUUGAAAUGCAUGAGUAAUAAGAGAAAA